GCAGUGAUGGAAGAGCAAUCAUGAAAAAAUUUGACCUAAAAGUCUCAAUUCCAUGUCGGGCUGAACGAUUUAUCGUUUUCUGAUCAAAACCGCAAUUUCUGAAAGCGCGAUCAUGUGAUCGUCAAAGCGCCGUUUUUUUUGCAGUGCCCCUGACUGACCCAGGAUCUGUUGUGUUGACUAUUUUGCGGCACAUGCCCCUACGGCCAAGCUGACCAAUCAGAAGCGACAUGCUCCUCGUGGACAGGUCACGCUAACCAAUCAGUAUUAACCUGCUCCUCGUGUUUUGAAAUGGCGUCAGCGGAACCAGAAGCGGAGUUAAUCCCCAAGAAAAGCGGCACAGCGGUCAUUUGGGAGUAUUUCGGUUACGAGGCUGCAGACAUUCACCAGAAACAGAAAAUGCUGUUAAAGAUGAUGCAAGAGUUAAACGAGCAACAGGACUUUGCAAACAGAUGGUUGGUGUCUUCUCUCAUAGCUGGAAAAAGAAGACAGCGUUGAAAAAGGCACAGCAAGAAUUACAUUUACCUGAGCACUCACUGAUUACAGAGUGGCCAACAAGAUGGGGUUCAAGGCAAAAAAUGAUUGGGAGGGUGUUGGAGCAGAGCAAGGCAUUGUCUCAGGUUCUGACUGAAGACAAGAAGAUGCGUCACCUGGUCCCCACUUGGCAGGACAUAGAUGUCCUUGAAUCCAUAAACAGUGCCCUUGGUCCUCUUCAGGAGUUCACAGAUGCUCUGUCUGGUGAAGCCUACGUAAGCGUGUCAUACCUGAAGCCAGUCCUCCAUCUCCUGAGAACAUCAAUCCUGACUGAAAAGGAUGAGGACACUGAUCUUACCAAGGAAAUAAAGUCAAGUGCUCUUGCUUACACUGAAGAUAAAUACAGCGACCCAGCCACACAGGAGCUACUGGACAUUACUUUGUUCCUUAAUCCUAGAUUCAAGACUGACUACAUAAGAGCAGAGAAUGUCCCAAAGAUCAAAGACAGAGUGAAGACUGAAAUGGAAGAGGUGGCACGAAAGGAAAAGAGGGCUCAUGUCAGCACCACAGAUGCCAUGUCCCAGGGUGCAACAGAGGCAGCGCCAUUCACCACAGGAAAGGGAAAGCGGUCACUUAGCAGCUUCUUCAAGAGCAAGGCUGUCCCUCCAUCUUCCACUUUGCAGUUGGAGGAUGCCAUUAAAGCUGAACUGGACAACUACCUGAUGACUCCAACUAUCGAUGGAGAAGAAGAUCCACUGGUCUGGUGGAGAAUGCACAAUGUUAAUUUUCCAUGGCUGUGCAAACUGGCUCGUAAAUUCCUGUGCAUACCAGCCACCAGUUCGCCGUCAGAGAGGCUGUUUAGUGCGAGUGGCAAUGUUGUCACAUGUCAACGCUCAUGUCUGAAACCAUCAAAGGUUGACAUGCUGGUUUUCUUGACCAAAAAUCUGUAAAGAGUGAUGUAGAGAUGUCAAGGAAGCAAGUGUUAUUGUCAUUUUUUGUCAUACUUGUUGGUAUUACUUUACACAUUGUGAAUAAUGCAUUGAAGCAUAAUUUGAAGAAAAUCGCAAAUCGAAUUAAAAUCGCAAUAUCUGCUGGAAAAAUCGUGAUCAGAUUUUUUCCUGAAAUCGUUCAGCCCUAAUUCCAUGGAGUUGGACAUGAGGCUGAAACA
This is a messenger RNA of Acanthochromis polyacanthus (spiny chromis), 1639 nucleotides long. RefSeq names its product zinc finger BED domain-containing protein 4-like. Gene Ontology annotation, molecular function: protein dimerization activity. The record is from RefSeq and is a predicted model, not a curated record. NCBI's taxonomy places the organism in Eukaryota, Metazoa, Chordata, Actinopteri, Pomacentridae. Bases 450 to 1421 code for a protein of 323 amino acids. The transcript has 3 exons.